Molecule: messenger RNA, 1687 nt
Organism: Daucus carota subsp. sativus
Lineage: Eukaryota; Viridiplantae; Streptophyta; Magnoliopsida; Apiales; Apiaceae
Product: 7-deoxyloganetin glucosyltransferase
Exons: 2
Coding region: 44-1486 (480 amino acids)
Molecular function (GO): quercetin 3-O-glucosyltransferase activity; quercetin 7-O-glucosyltransferase activity
Source: RefSeq, a predicted model, not a curated record
ACACGCGCGCUUUAAGAAGUUUGCAUCAAAACAUUAAACAUCUAUGGAUUCAUGGGCAAGAGCAGCAGAGAAGCAGGCUCAUGUAGUUUGCAUACCAAUCCCAGCUCAAAGCCACAUUAAGGCCAUGCUGAAAACGGCAAAGAUGCUUCACAGCAAAGGCAUUUUCAUUACAUUUGUCAAUACAGAGUUUAACCACAAACGCUUCCUUAAAUCAGGAGGCCUUAAAGUUCUUGGAGACCUCCCUGGUUUCGAAUUCGAAACCAUCUCGGAUGGCCUCCCUCCAUCUGACCCUAAUGUGACGCAAGACGUAUCAGCAAUUGCUCGAUCCAUUGCAGGUCUUAUGGCACAACCAUUUCAGAACCUCAUUUUGAAGCUCAAUGCUGGAAUCCAUCCAGUCACUUCGAUCCUGUCUGACGGUUUCUUGCCAUUCACAUCUGAUGUUGCACAUUCUUUCGGCAUUCCCAUCGUUUUGCUUUGGACAAUUGCGGCCUGUGCAUUUAUGGCUUAUUAUCAGUUCAAGUAUGUCCUUGAAAGAGGUCUUGUACCGCUUAAAGAUGAGAGCUAUCUAACAAAUGGAUAUUUGGAUACCAAUAUAGACUGGAUCCCCGGCAUGCCAGAUAUCCGUCUGAGGGAUAUUCCCAGCGACGUAAGAAUAAUGGAUCCAGAUGAUUUCAUGUUCAACCUUUAUAUCAAAUGCUUUGAGAAAGCAGCUACUUGCACAGCACUUGUAAUUCAUACCUUUGAUGACUUGGAACAAGAAGUGUUGAACGCUGUCUCAUCUAUGUUUAUCAAUGUGUACACAAUAGGCCCUCAACAGAUGCUUUUCGAUCAGAUUAAUUCAGAUCAGGAAAAGCCACUCGGGAGCAUUGGUAGUCUCUGGGAAGAGGAGAAAACAUGUCUCGAGUGGCUGGACUCGAAAGAAGCUGAUUCUGUUGUUUAUGUGAACUUUGGAAGCAUAACAGUCCUGUCUGCAGAGCAGCUUGUGGAGUUUGGUUGGGGGCUUGCUAAUAGCAACUACUCCUUUGUAUGGAUAAUUAGGCCAGAUUUGAUCGUGGGAGAAUCUGCGAAUACGUUGGGAGUUGAAUUUAUGGAUGCCAUCAAGGACAGGGGAUUCAUAUCAAGCUGGUGCCCACAGGAGGAUGUUCUCAACCACGUAGCGGUGGGAGGGUUCUUGACACAUGGAGGGUGGAACUCAAUCAUGGAGAGCCUUUCCGCUGGAGUGCCUAUGCUUUAUUGGCCAUUCUUCGCAGAUCAACCUAUAAACUGUAAGUUCUUGCGUGACAAAUGGGAGUGUGGAUUGGAGAUUCCUAAUAAUGUGAAGAGAGAUGAUGUGGAGAAGCUUGUUAGACUGUUGAUGGAUGGAGCAGAAGGUAAGAAAAUGAGAAACAAGGCUAUAGAGUGGAAGAAACUGGCAGAGAAAGCCUGUGGACCUGGUGGAUCAUCUUCUCUCAAUUUCGACAAGCUAGUUCUUCUCUUGAAGAACUAGAAAUCCCACAAUAUUAGAAUCCAUUCUUUCUCAAUUGUGUAUGAUCAGUUUGCAUCGUCUUUAAGUUCGGUUUGCUACUUUGCUCCAACUUCAAAGCAUGCAUGAUACACUAGAUUUUGCUAUUUUGGAUACCUUGCAUGCUUAAUUUGAAUAUUAAUGUAUGUUUAAUUUAUUGUUAAGUUUACUAUGCUUAAUAUAUUA